Mangifera indica (mango) is the source of this 2114-nucleotide messenger RNA. Its product is annotated as U1 snRNP-associated protein usp106-like. The transcript has 13 exons. The coding region runs from base 160 to 1431 and encodes 423 amino acids. The record is from RefSeq and is a predicted model, not a curated record. Gene Ontology annotation, biological process: mRNA splice site recognition. Gene Ontology annotation, molecular function: mRNA binding. Gene Ontology annotation, cellular component: U1 snRNP; U2-type prespliceosome. Lineage: Eukaryota; Viridiplantae; Streptophyta; Magnoliopsida; Sapindales; Anacardiaceae.
UAUGUUACCUCAUCACGUUUUCACAAACACAACCAGCAGAGCACUCACUCUGUAACAGAAAAAUCCAAACCCUAACUUGGUCGCUCUCACGCAGUUUUCGAGGAUUCCCAUACUAACGAGGAAGAUAAAAUCGAACACACUCAGACAGAUACGACCACGAUGGACGCCAUGAGGAAGCAACUCGACGUGUUGAUGGGCGCCAAUCGAAACGGCGACGUUCAGGAAGUUAAUCGCACGUACUACGAUCGCGAUGUGUGCCGUCUCUUCUUGGCCGGACUUUGCCCUCACGAGCUCUUUCAAUUAACGAAAAUGGAUAUGGGACCGUGCCCGAAAGUUCAUUCAUUGCAAUUGAGAAAAGAAUAUGAGGCAGCAAAGGCAAAGGGCACUGAUAAUUAUGACAGAGAAUUAGAAGACGCUAUUGACAGACUCAUUGUUGAGUGCGAUAGGAAAAUUGUUAGAGCUCUUAAGCGUCUCGAGGAUGAUGAUGCAAAGGCUGCCAUUGCUAUAUCAGUCUCUGAGGUGACUCAGACACCUGAGGUACUUGAGUUGUCUAAGCAGAUCAAGGAGAAGUUGAAAGAAGCUGAUCAAUUUGAUUUUGAAGGCAAGACAGAUCUUAAAAUCCGAGCUUUGGAAGUGGUAGAAGAACUCAGAACAACAAGAGCUGACAAACAGGCCAUACUGCUUUUGGAUGCCUUCAACAAAGAUAGAGCAUCUUUGCCUCAACCCCUCCCCAAUCCACUGCCAUUGGCACCCUUGCCUGUACCUGCUCCUGAUGCUCGUACGCAAGAAAUGAUUAAUGAGAAGCUGAAGAAGGCAGAAGAUCUUGGUGAGCAAGGAAUGGUAGAUGAGGCACAAAAGGCUUUGGAAGAGGCUGAAGCACUUAAGAAGCUUCCUGCCAGACAGGAACCUGUUCUAGAUUCCUCCAAGUACACCGCUGCAGAUGUUCGCAUUACUGAUCAGAAGCUACGUGUUUGUGACAUCUGUGGAGCAUUUUUAAGCAUUUAUGACAGUGAUCGUCGCUUAGCAGAUCAUUUUGGAGGGAAGCUUCAUUUAGGUUAUAUGCAAAUCCGUGAUAAGCUGGCAGAGCUUCAGGAAGAGAGAAACAAGAGUCGGAAAGAUCGAUAUGAUGAUAAAAGAUCAAAAGAACGAAGUAGAGAUCGUGACCGGGAAGCAAGCAGGGACCACGAAAAGGAAGUUAGUGUGAGUCGGGAUCAUCGUCAAGGAGACAGCUUUGACCGGGGUAGGGAUUAUGAUCGUAGUAGCCGAGAUCGUGAUAGGUAUUAUGAACGAGACCGUGGAUAUGAUCGAGAGCGUGACCGAAAUUCAAAUCGCCACCGUAGUUAUGAUUCAAAAAAUCAGCAGAGGUCACGCUCUCGGUCAAUGGAACGUUCAAGAGAUUAUGAUCGUCGCAGGAGACAUGAUCGGUACUAGAUGGUUGUGCUUGAACAGCAGAUGGACGUGGAUCUGUGUGCUGGUCUAGGUCAGUGAACUUAUGUAGGCAAAGUAUGAUGAUCUUGUGUGAUUUCUCUGAUACUUUUAGUGAGUUUGGCAGUUCAAAUAUUAUGGUGGACGUAACAACUGGUUUGAAGAUUUUGUUGAAUUAUGUUUGAGAGGUAUGCAUUACAACCGUUUUAGUAUUACUUUUUAUGUCUCAGAGUUUCCUUGAAUUUUCAGAAUAUAAUGUUUCACCGUUGGUAGUUUCAACUUUCCCAUUAUGUAAGUGAAAUGUGGGUCCAUCAUCUCUUGGUGAUGAAGUUGGAUAAAAUGACUCAUAAUUAGCUCUGCAGGUAAGAUUAAAUUCACCAACUCUUUAAAUCGCACUGGACGGAAAGGGUUUUAAGUUUUAUUUUGAGCUUUGGAAUGAGGUGUACUCUAGUUGCAUGCUGUUGGCAGUCGUUUGUACUCCAGCUUGUGAAGGCAGAAGUUCAGUUUCUUUCACAUGUAAGUAAAAGUUAAGAACAUGGAAUUUUAAUAUAAAUUCAGGCAUUUUAUGCUUGGGUAGUAUCUCUUCUUUGUGCAGCUGACUGGCAUUAUGUAUUUUAGGUUUGUCAUGGUAGAAUUUUCUGUAGUGUUGUGAAAAAAUGCUAGUAUUCUUUAAUCUCCUCAACUGAGAG